This is a messenger RNA of Mucor mucedo, 1104 nucleotides long. RefSeq lists its product as uncharacterized. The record is from RefSeq and is a predicted model, not a curated record. NCBI's taxonomy places the organism in Eukaryota, Fungi, Mucoromycota, Mucoromycetes, Mucorales, Mucoraceae. Bases 126 to 1004 code for a protein of 292 amino acids. Gene Ontology annotation, molecular function: C-4 methylsterol oxidase activity; iron ion binding. The transcript has 4 exons. Gene Ontology annotation, biological process: ergosterol biosynthetic process.
GUUCAAUUGGCGGUACCUGUGAUUGUAGAAAGUAUAAAUAUAUAUAUAUUUUUUUUUAUUGUCAAUAGUUGCUUCUCCUUUUAGAUCUACUUUUUUUUUAAAAAAAAAAUUGAGAGCACAAUAGAAUGGAGGCUCUAUUACAAAAUUCUACUUCCUCAGUAGAAUUGAACUGGCUCGAAGCUAAAUGGGAUGGCAUGUACGAAGGCCGAAACCCUUUGGUUGUCACUGGUAUUUUCGCCUUCUUGAUGCACGAAGUUGUCUAUUUUGGCCGUUUUAUUCCUUUCUUGAUUUGCGACUUUAUCCCAUAUUUUCAAAAGUACAAAUUACAAGAGAACAAAGUAAACUCCAACGAAGAUUAUUGGAACUGUACUAAAAAAGUGCUCUAUGCUCACUUCGUAUUUGAAGGCCCCUUGAUCUUUCUCUUUCAUCCCAUGGCUACCUUAUUAGGUAUGAAAGUUUCUGCACCCUUCCCCGCUUGGCAACAAAUGGCUCCUCAAUUAGCUAUUUUCUUUUUAUUCGAGGACUUUUACCACUAUCACAUGCAUAGAUUCAUGCAUUGGCCACCAUUCUACAAGAAAAUUCACAAGGUUCAUCACGAGUAUGCCGCACCUUUUGGUAUUGCUGCUGAAUACGCUCAUCCUGUUGAAACCAUGAUUUUAGGCUUUGGUACCAUUUGUGGACCUUUGAUCUACCACGCCUUUUCUUCCUUGGUAUUUGAUUUAGGCUCUGCUUGGGAUCUCCAUUUAGUCACUAUGCUCUUGUGGAUUGUCUUGCGUCUUUUCCAAGCAAUUGAUGCUCAUUCCGGUUACGAUUUCCCUUGGUCUCUUUGUAAUUGGGUCCCCUUCUGGGCUGGUGCUGACCAUCACGAUUAUCAUCAUCAAGCUUUCAUUGGAAAUUACGCAUCAUCUUUCCGUAUUUGGGAUUACGUUUUCGGCACUGAUAAGAAAUAUCGUGCUUAUCGUAAGCGUCAAGCAGAAGAGAAGCGUAAAUUGAAGAUGAAAUAAUUACAUAAGAAAACAAUAGAUUGCAAUAAUAUUAAUACUAAUAACCCCCUCUUUUACUCUACAUAAUAAAAAAAUAACUACUGCAUAAUAAUUUUCUCCU